Molecule: messenger RNA, 255 nt
Organism: Neomonachus schauinslandi (Hawaiian monk seal)
Lineage: Eukaryota; Metazoa; Chordata; Mammalia; Carnivora; Phocidae
Gene: BRD3OS
Product: BRD3 opposite strand
Exons: 1
Coding region: 1-255 (84 amino acids)
Source: RefSeq, a predicted model, not a curated record
AUGAGCGGCCGCGUGCCGCUGGCGGAGAAAGCUCUGUCGGAGAGCUACGCCCGGCUCCGGUACCGGGACGCCUCCCUGCUCAUCUGGCGGCAGCAGCAGCAGCGGCUGGAGUCGGCGCCCCGUGGGACCUACCUGAGCCGGAGCCGCAGCAUGUGGUACUCGCAGUACGGAAACGAGGCCAUCCUGGUCCGGGACAGACACAAGCUCGGAGCAUCCCGGGACACGGGCCAGUCCAAGUUCUGUGCAAUCAUGUAA